Molecule: messenger RNA, 4323 nt
Organism: Struthio camelus australis
Lineage: Eukaryota; Metazoa; Chordata; Aves; Struthioniformes; Struthionidae
Source: RefSeq, a predicted model, not a curated record
AUGUCAGCGAAGGACUUUCUGAGAGGGCUGCACCUGGAGGACGGAGGGUCAGUGCGACUCCAAGAUGGCAAGAAUGAGUUUGAAGGUACAGUUGAGGUUUAUUUGAACGGAGUCUGGGGAACAAUCUGUGGCAGCCAUUGGGACAAUAAUGAUGCAACAGUCAUAUGUCGACAGCUUGCACUUGGUGAAAAAGGUACAGCAAAACACAUACCGUUUGCUGGCCUGGGCCUUAUCCCUGUUUACUGGACUGAAGUACGUUGCCGUGGUGAUGAAGAAAAUAUAUUGUUAUGUGAAAAAGACAUCUGGCAGGAUGGAACAUGUCCUCAAAAAAUGGCAGCUGCCUGCACCUGCAGCUUGAUCACAGCCUCUGUCUUUAUUCCGAUCCGACUGGCUGGUGGGAACAAUGCUCAUGAAGGAAGAGUAGAAGUCUACCAUGCUGGCCAGUGGGGGACCGUCUGUGAUGAUCAGUGGGAUGAUGCAGAUGCUGAAGUUGUCUGUCGGCAGCUUGGCCUUGGGGGUGUUGCCAAGGCAUGGAGCCAGGCUUACUUUGGAGAGGGCUCAGGCCCAGUGCUGCUGGAUGAAGUGCGUUGUACAGGAAAUGAACUAUCUAUAGAACAGUGUCCAAAAAGCUCCUGGCAAGAACACAACUGUGGCCACAAAGAAGAUGCUGGUGUUUCCUGUACACCUCUUACAGAUGGUGCAUUAAGACUAGCAAGUGGGAAAGGCAGUCAUGAGGGACGACUGGAGGUCUAUUAUACCGGGCAGUGGGGCACAAUCUGCGAUGAUGGGUGGACUGAGCUGAAUACACAGGUGGUUUGCCGGCAGCUGGGAUUUAAGUAUGGAAAAAGUGCACCCGAGAGCUACUCAGAGGGAAGUUCUGGGCCCAUCUGGUUGGAUGAUGUCAGUUGCUCGGGGAAGGAGUCAGACCUUCUGCAGUGUUCAAAAAGAGAGUGGGGAAAGCAUGACUGCAACCAUCAGGAGGAUGUCAGACUCAUUUGCCAUCCGGAUAAUGACAGCCAUAAACUCUCACUUGGUCCUCCCAUCAGGCUGAUGGAUGGUGAGAAUAAGAAGGAAGGACGUGUGGAGAUUUUUAUCAAUGGCCAGUGGGGGACAAUUUGUGAUGACGGAUGGUCUGAUAAAGAUGCAGCUGUAGUUUGUCGACAGCUUGGCUACAAAGGUCCAGCUAGAGCCAGGACAAUGGCAUAUUUUGGCGAGGGUAAAGGUCCGAUCCAUGUGGAUAACGUGAAAUGUACAGGGAAUGAGAGAUCUCUGGCAGACUGCAUUAAACAGGACAUCGGAACCCACAACUGCCGCCACAGUGAGGACGCCGGGGUGAUCUGCGACUACCCAGGCAAGAAGGCCCUUGGGAACAGCAACAAAGAUUCUCUUGCUUCUGUUUGUGGGUUGAGGUUACUACAUCGCCGACAAAAGCGAAUAAUUGGCGGGAAGAAUUCUUUACGGGGUGGCUGGCCAUGGCAGGUUGCACUCCGACUGAAGUCAUCUCAUGGUGAUGGAAGACUCUUGUGUGGUGCCACUCUCAUCAGCAGCUGCUGGGUCCUCACGGCUGCCCAUUGCUUUAAGAGGUAUGGCAAUAACACUAGGAAUUAUGCCGUGCGAGUUGGAGAUUAUCACACAUUGGUACCAGAAGAGUAUGAGGAAGAAAUCAGAGUCCAGCAGAUAGUGAUGCAUGAAGAGUACAGGCCUGACAGCAGUGACUAUGACAUUGCGUUAGUGAGGCUACAGGGUCCAGAGGAACAAUGUGCCAGAUUCAGUACCCAUGUCUUACCUGCUUGCUUGCCAUUAAGGCGAGAGAGACCACAGAAAACUGCUCCUAACUGCUAUAUCACUGGAUGGGGUGACACAGGGAGAGCCUAUUCGAGAACAUUACAACAAGCUGCCGUCCCUUUACUUCCCAAGAAGGUAUGUGAAGAGCGUUAUAAACAAAGAUUCACAGGAAGAAUGCUCUGUGCUGGCAACCUCCAGGAACGGAAACGUGUUGAUAGCUGUCAAGGAGACAGUGGUGGACCACUGAUGUGCGAACGUCCUGGGGAAAGCUGGGUUGUGUACGGUGUGACCUCCUGGGGCUAUGGCUGUGGAGUGAAAGAUUCUCCAGGUGUCUACACAAAAGUUUCAUCUUUUGUACCCUGGAUAAAGAGUGUGACCAAACUAUGAAUGUCUUUAAUCAAACUUUGGUAAUGAAUUUUGAGGUAGGACAGCUUAAACAGCACACACAGUGCACAGCUGGGGCCCACAACAGAUGGGAACAGACACAUUUUCCCAAUUCAUAUAGUUUCCUUUUUGUUAAAUCCAAGCUGUAUAAACAUAACCUUUCCGGUUAGGGAUUAAUAUGCAGACAAAAUCCCUCUGAGGAAGUUUAUAUUGCAUGAACAAGUUUUCACGUAGAUAACGGCAAAAGCGAUCUUUAUCUCAGAGUAACAUUGGAGCAGGACGGUUGGAGAGUUCACUACAAGAUUCACUGUUUGCAGAAGACUGCAGUAGCAGUUAUUCAUGCUCCAAGCUUCUCUAGAAUUACAGAUCUCAAAAUUCAUUCCCAGUCUAGUCUAUUUAAUCAGUCCUUGGCUGCUUCCCUAUUUAUUAUUCCUGUGGUCUUAUACUAGCCCUUUAAUUUUGUCUCAUGUUUCAUUCAGCUGAUGAGAUCACUCACAGGUUCAUUUCUGGUUAUGAUUCUGUGUAUGCAUUAAAAUGUUAGAAGGAAAACUAAUUGCCAAUAAUCAGAUCCCCAGCUAUUCUGAUAAACAACUCUCAGAGCUUAGUUCCUAAAGCACAUUCCCAAGCGAAGUGGUUAGUACUCUGGAAGUAAUUAUGUUCCCAUUAGAAAUCCUGCACAGCUACGUGAGCUAUAUCAAAAAACCUGCACUCUUUGAAUUUCCAAAAGAAGACAAAUGAUAUUGAUCUAGAGGGACCGUUCCCCCUACCUCCUACUCCCCUCCCCCCCCAAUUUUUAGCACAGGCACACAAUGAUAUACAUGCAGCAUUUUUGAGAGAAUUUAGGUUUUCCUAUUUGCCACUAGCUGUUGGUAUAGUAUUCAUCUCAAACAUCCCAAAUCUCUAUCAAAAAUUAAAAUAAUUCAAAACAAGCUCAUAGAUCACUGGCUUUGGAGAGGCUUUACUCAAGUAACACCAGGAAUCUCUACCAAUCCCACAAGGAAAAGUUAUUGCAAACAUGUAGAAUGCAAGUAUUAAGAGAUGUUGAGCCAGUACACUUCUGAAAAGGUCUAUGGGCUUAAAUGACAGUUUUAUAAAACAAAAGAAUACUUAAAAAACUCUUUCGAGUUUAGUUGGAAUACCAGUUCAGUCUGACCUGACCAGAAAGGGAAAACUACCUGAAAUCAACACCUGCAAAAUACUUGUGUAUCUUAUCUAGCAACUACUCACAUUUGUCAUACUAAUUUACAACAGUAAAGGAAAGGAUAGUUUAAGUCACAUGGUCCCUAAUGUCCUUUUAUAUUCCAGACAUUAUUUGACAUCUAUGACUAAAAGAGCUAGUCUUCAAAGACUUGUUAUAAAGAAAAAAAAAAAAAAGUGCUAACAUACCUUGAUUCCCUUUGUCAAUUCCUUUCAUAAAUUCUGUUCCCAAGGCUAUGGAAACCUUCAUGGUUUAUUAUAAAAAUACAUUGAUAAAAAGCGACUUUUACUUAGCAUAGCAAGAGAUGUAUUGAACAACUGUUUACUAGUCUUUUAGAAAGGGCCACCCCAUUUAACAACUUUAUCGCACAGAAGACAAGUAAUUACCUUUCUAGUGCAACCCUGCUCGGUAUCAAGCUAAUCUUGGAAAAAUCUGAGACUACAGUCAACAAAACAGGAAACUUCAGGGUUACCUCUAUAAUCCCUGUCUAUAAAGCCAUUUUGUCCGUCUACAAAUAUACUCUGUGUACUACAUUUUGACAAACUUUUUUUUUAGAAGAUGAAACAAACGCUCUGCGGGCCAACGAACACUCCAGUGUGAAAGAUGUGGCAGUUGUGUGUCACCACGUUGUAUGUAAUUGUACAAGUUGUAACUACUAGAAACUGUUUUCCUGCGUUUCCCCUUCCUCAAAUGCUCCACCUCUGACAGCGUUGUCUGGCCUUUUGUGAACAAAGUGGAAUGCCUGUGUUCACGUGGUUAAGUAGCUUAUCAUCCACUUCUGUGUGCUUCCAUGCCUUCCAUGCUCCAGUGUUGUAACAAGUACCCAAGACAACUCAGCUUGCAUACAAAAAAUGGUGAUAACAUUGCAGAAGCCCAUGAAAUUGGAGACUUGGUACUCAGUUUCUCUCCAGACCUCAAACUGAUUUUCAAGGGCCGUGACUAGUCUAAAUACCUUG